This is a messenger RNA of Fraxinus pennsylvanica, 849 nucleotides long. Lineage: Eukaryota; Viridiplantae; Streptophyta; Magnoliopsida; Lamiales; Oleaceae. The record is from the annotation of a GenBank genome assembly.
AUGGCUGUAGCGGCAACGGAGGCUGCAUUCUCCAUCUUCCACCCUUAUUCUUCUCCAAAAUCUCAAUCUUGUUACAAAUCUGUACCCUCUCCGAGGACUUACAUUUCUGCUUCUAACCCUACAUUUUUCCUUAAAUCCCCGCUUUUUUCACUCCCUCUUCUCUCAACUCCUCAGCCCCUCGAAACCCCAAGAUUUAAAUUACGCUCAACUUUAGGAAAUGCGAUUGUAGAAGAAGAUGCAGAGCAAGCCCAGAAAGUUAAUCAAAAAAGGAAACUUUUCGUGCUGAAUUUGCCUUGGUCUUUCUCGGUUGUGGAUAUAAAGAACUUCUUUGGUGAAUGUGGAACUGUGGCAGACGUCGAGAUUAUCAAACAGAAAGAUGGGAGAAGUAGAGGAUUUGCAUUUGUAACUAUGGCUUCUGGGGAAGAGGCUCAGGCUGUAAUUGAUAAAUUUGACUCUUCUGAAUUGUCCGAUAGGAUUAUCAGGGUAGAGUUUGCCAAGAAAUUCAAGAAACCUUCACGCAGUCCUCCAGCAGGUCCUCCGCCUGGAGAGACACGCCAUAAGCUGUACGUGUCCAAUCUCGCAUGGAAAGUGAGAUCUAAUAAUCUCCGAGAAUUCUUUUCUGCCAACUUCAAUCCCGUUUCAGCUAGAGUUGUCUUUGAUGGUCCUUCGGGAAGAUCAGGUGGGUAUGGUUUUGUCUCUUUUGCCACAAAGGAGGAAGCAGAAUCUGCAAUUUCUUUAUUAGAUGGGAAGGAAUUGAUGGGCAGGCCAAUCAGUUUGAAGCUCAGUGAAAAGAAUGCUGAUGCAUUUGAAAAUGAGGUGGAGGAAACAAAUGAGACAUGCUUUGAUUGA